AUGACAGAAUUCUGGAGCCCCCGCACUUCCGAGAUCUGCAUUGAUAUCCGCGAUAUUACUGGUAGGUUUAUGGAGCAAUUUACGAGCACUGAUUUUACCUACGAUGACGGACACCAUUAUGUGACAGCGGUGAUGUAUGGCGGCUACAACAUUGAUGUGGUCCUGUGGUUCGAAAAGCAGAUAGACGUCCAAAGUCAUUUCAUUGCCAGCUACAUCGGGACUAUUGGGGGAUUCUUCCACCAUGACUUGUGGUACAUUGAGCGGUCUGGGGCACUCGUCGAGGGAAGUCCCAAAUCGAAUGCAUCCACGCCUACUGCCAAAAGGGGAAUUUCGUUAGAUUGUCCUAACCUCUCAUACCAUGCUUGUCCCAAUGACCCAACUGGUUCUACUCCUAUAUACGAGAGACGGGCUGGCAAUGCUCUCAGAAUAACGGGCUAUUGGUUUCCACAGAACACAGAAAUCUGUCUCGAUAUACGUGAUCGCUGGGGAAGGCCAAUGGCGCAAUUCUUGAGCACUCAAUUCGUCUACGCUGGCGGACAUCAUUAUGUGACCCCUAUGGCAUGCGGAUUUUACAACAUUGAUUUCACGUUUCGGUUCGAAUCUGCGGCAUCGUCAUCUACAGAGUUCGUAGCCGCCUUUAUUGGUACAAUUUCCGGGUUUUUUGUAGAAGACGCGUGGAUCAUCUCAUCGUCUCCGGCAUUGGUGAAUCAAGAAGUAGCAGCAGCCAAUGGAUCUAUCGCAGUCUCGAAGAGAGAAUCAUCAGUCAGCGCUCCCAAUCCUUCGGCAAGAAAUACUUGUGGCCAUGGUUUGGCAACCGCUACGAUAAUAAAUGAAGUACGCUUAGGCGGUCUUCUCUCACUGACCGGCUUUUGGGACCCAUUGCGUUCUGUAAUUUGUAUCGACAUCCGUGACAUUAGAGGUGUGAUAAUGAAACAAUUCCUCAGGGCUGCGUUCUCGUACAAUAAUGGACGUCAUUAUGUGACGCCUGUGACCUAUGGUCUCUAUAAUCUCGAUAUUGAUAUCUGGUUCGAAUCAGAGUUAGAAAUCUUUACAGGUUUCAUCGCCAGUUAUAUCGGCCAUGUCAACGGUUAUUUUGUGCAUGAUGCCUGGUUCAUCGGCCGAAACCCUAGUUUGUCAAGCGCAGACACUCCAGGCACGAAUAGAACCACUGUACAUAGUCCAGCAAAUAUCUCCUCCACCAACAGCUCCACACUAUGA
Messenger RNA from Bacidia gigantensis, 1218 nucleotides. RefSeq lists its product as uncharacterized. The coding region runs from base 1 to 1218 and encodes 405 amino acids. The transcript has 3 exons. NCBI's taxonomy places the organism in Eukaryota, Fungi, Ascomycota, Lecanoromycetes, Lecanorales, Ramalinaceae. The record is from RefSeq and is a predicted model, not a curated record.